AUGACGGAAAUACAAUCAAAGGGUUCUGAACAGUCUUCAAAGACAAUAAUGUUCAAUGUUUGUAAGAAUGAGUACGGAACACCUAAAAACAACUUACAAAAGCUCUAUAAAAAACUAAGGAUGGAAUAUAAAACGAUAAUCAAUGAAGAGGAUUUUAACCUUGAAAAAUUAAAACAAGCGGAUUUGGUAAUAUUUUGUGGCCCUAGGUUGAAGUUUACAGAGCAAGAGUUUGCUGCCAUAGGACAAUAUAUUAAAGAGGGAGGAAGCGUGCUAUUCCAAUUAGGAGAGGGAGGUGAACCAAGAUUUGAAACUAAUAUUAACUAUCUUUUAGAAGAAUGGGGUGUUUUCAUUAAUUCCGAUACUGUGAUCAGAACAUCCUUCUUUAAAUAUUACCAUCCAAAGGAAGUUUGUGUACAAAAGGGUGUGCUUAACAGAUCAAUUAAUAGAGAGGCUGGUAAAGGAAACGAUCUUGGUAGUGAUUUAUCAGAUCCAAACUCUCACCUUACAUUCGUUUAUCCAUAUGGAGCCACUUUAAAUGUUGAAAGUCCAUCAACUGCCAUUCUUGCUUCUGGGCAUAUUUCAUAUCCUGUUAAUAGACCUGUAUGUGCCUUUUAUUCCUCCAAAAAUGACAAAGGGAGAGUAGCUGUUAUUGGAAGUGUUCAUUUAUUUGAUGAUAAGUGGCUGGAAAAAGAGGAAAACUCAGUUCUUCAAGAUGUAAUUUUCAAAUGGCUGUUGUUUGGAUUUGAUUUGAAUCAGAUUGAUGCAACUUCACCAGAAGUUAAUGAUUAUCAAUUCCUUCCUGAUUCCAAAUCACUUUCUGAAAAGGUUAAACCAUGUCUACAGGAGAGCGAGGAGCUGCCCAUUGAUUUUACAGAAUUGUUUGUGGACAAGAUGUUUAAAUUUGAUACUGAUUUGAUACCUGAGGCUGUUAAUUUAUAUGCUCAACUUGGUGUGAAACAUUCACCUCUUACUUUGAUUCCACCUGCUUUUGAAACUCCAUUGCCGAGUUUAAGACCUGCAGUUUAUCCUCCUUCACUUCGAGAAUUUGCCCCUCCAGAAAUUGACCUUUUUGAUUUGGAUGAACAAUUUGCCUCUGAAGAUGUUCGUUUGGCUCAACUCACUAACAGAUGUACAGAUGAGGAUGCUGAUUAUUUUAUUCAGAAGGCUGGAGAAAUUGUUGGUGUUACCAAAUUAUUGAAAUCUGAAUAUUCUUUCAGUGCAAAACAUAUUCUUGAAUUAAUGUUUAGACAGAUAGUGCAAUUCAAGAAGGUUAAUCCAAGUAAUGAAGACAUUUUGCCAUCACAUUUGAGGCACAAUAAGGUUCUUCCAAAGUUGGCAAAAAAUAUUGAAACCAUAUCAAACCCUGUAACAAAUCCUCCAACACCAAUUUCUUCUCCACUCAGAGGAGGAAAUUUGAGUGAUGAUGAAUAUGUAGAUUAAAGAUGUUAAAACUGUUUUAAUAUUAC
This is a messenger RNA of Naegleria gruberi, 1466 nucleotides long. RefSeq lists its product as uncharacterized. The record is from RefSeq and is a predicted model, not a curated record. Gene Ontology annotation, biological process: cilium assembly; intraciliary transport. Bases 1 to 1440 code for a protein of 479 amino acids. Gene Ontology annotation, cellular component: intraciliary transport particle B; centriole; cilium. Lineage: Eukaryota; Heterolobosea; Eutetramitea; Acrasida; Naegleriidae. The transcript is spliced from 3 exons.